This is a messenger RNA of Ciona intestinalis (vase tunicate), 1780 nucleotides long. The record is from RefSeq and is a predicted model, not a curated record. NCBI's taxonomy places the organism in Eukaryota, Metazoa, Chordata, Ascidiacea, Phlebobranchia, Cionidae.
ACAAGGGAAGCAAUGACGUUUGUUGUAUGCGUCAUCAUUUGUUUACGCUCAGUUCUGAGCAUUUAAUUGAAGCUAGUAUCUAGCUGUGUAGAACAAAUGGUGUGAAUCAUUCAGUUUAUGCACGAAUUGUUUGCUUAUAAGUUUCAUGGAACAGCAGGAAAACGAAGCAUGACAAGUUACUUCAAAACAACCAACAUUUUCAACCAUUGGAGCCAACAGAGCGUGAUCUACUGAUUGCGCAUUCAAAGGAAUAUCUAAGCAGCUUAAAGUGGAGCGCCAAUGUGGCGAGAAUAACUGAAGUCCCACCUGUGGCUUUGCUUCCAAACUUCAUUGUGCAACGAAAAGUGCUUCUUCCCCUUCGUCUACAAACUGGUGGCAGUGUCCUUGCUGGGAAACUUGCAAUAGAAAGAGGGUGGGCAAUCAACAUUGGUGGAGGGUUCCACCAUUGCUCUGGUGACCGGGGUGGCGGCUUCUGUGCCUAUGCAGACAUCACUUUAUUAAUAAAGUUUGUUUUUGCGAAAUUUGAUGCCAUCAAGCGAGUUAUGGUGGUUGACCUAGACGCACACCAGGGAAAUGGUUACGCCCGAGAUUUCAUGUUCGACGAUCGUGUGUUUGUAAUGGAUGUUUAUAAUCGCAAUAUCUAUCCUCAUGACGGUUAUGCUAAGCGAGGAAUUAAAAGGAAAGUCGAACUUACAAGUGGAGUUGAUGAUCAGACCUAUCUCCCUCUUGUAAAAUCCCAUUUAACCGAAUCUAUCGGUGAAUUUAAUCCACAACUCAUUGUGUACAAUGCAGGGACUGAUAUUUUGCAAGGAGACCAACUCGGACGUCUUAAUAUAUCAGCAGAGGGUAUUGUGAAACGUGAUGAGAUAGUAUUUGCAUUAGCCAAAGGAAGAGGAAUUCCCAUAGUAAUGCUUACUUCAGGAGGAUACCAACGAACAACAGCAAGGAUAAUCGCAAACUCAAUCUUAUCAUUAAGAAAUAAUGGUCUGAUUGAUCUGUGAUACAUUGCAAAGCUACAUUGUAAUGUAAUCUAUAUGGCUAAGGUCCUUGUCGGAUAUCUGAGAUUUAGGGCAUCUUUAGCUCAUUACCCCAACACCCAGGUUGUUUAUGUAUGUUGGUCAUGCAACGAGUGUUAUUGCAUUCUGGACUCCAUCUUAAACAGUUUUCCAUACAACAACUUUUUCAUAGUCAGCACCAUUUUUGACAAGCACAGCAUGACUCCUGUUGUUAAGGCAUUUUAAAUUUGCCAUAUUGCUUGUCACAGUUUUGAUGUGCUAAGAUGCAUUUGAAAAUCCAUUCAUAUAUGCUAUGCACUCCACUGUACUUAUUUAUUUCUCUUUCUCUCAGUUCCACUUUAUUUUAUCUACAUGAAAAACCUAUUAAGACUGUUUUGUUUAUCUUAUUUAUGUAGUAGCACUUAGUGAUGAUGCUUGUGUAGUAUUGCACAGUGUGCAAUAUAGUGGUUUAUAAUUGAUUAACUUCUCAGAUUCAGUUUUAAUUUUAACUGGUAAAUGAAACUGGUAAUUAAAAUCUUAACUGACAAUUUUGAAAUAGUUUUUAAACUGCAAAAAACAUAAUUUGAAAUAAGUAACUGUACUGGUAAAACUUCUUGUUAUAUAAAAUCCUAACUGAUAUUUUUGACCUAUACUGCAAAAACAAACAACCGUGUUUUUAUAUGAAAUUAGUAACUUGACCGGUAAAACUUCUUCUUUUUGUUUCGUGUCUUACUUUAUAUUUAUAUCUUGAUUUUGUUGUUUAAAUUACAUCUCUUCAACACUUA